Brachypodium distachyon (stiff brome) is the source of this 3012-nucleotide messenger RNA. Its product is annotated as synaptonemal complex protein ZEP1. The transcript has 20 exons. NCBI's taxonomy places the organism in Eukaryota, Viridiplantae, Streptophyta, Magnoliopsida, Poales, Poaceae. Gene Ontology annotation, biological process: reciprocal meiotic recombination. The record is from RefSeq and is a predicted model, not a curated record. Bases 89 to 2674 code for a protein of 861 amino acids.
UCUCGCAUUCUCGCUGCCGAGCGCCCUAGACCCCUCCCCUCGCUCGUCUUCCUCCUCGCGCGAGCGAGGCCACCGCCGGGACGACAGGAUGCAGAAGCUUGGGCUCGUGGGGCUUAGGAGCCUCGAGGGGUUCCGAUCGCUCGCUGGACCCACUUCGAUGGCUGCGAAAGCCACGAACCCCAAGCCCUCGUCGGAUGCUGGAGGUAGCACGUACGGGAGCUUCGCCAAUCUUAAGAUCACAGCAGAGAAAUUAGUCAAGGAGCAGGCUUCAGUGAAGACUGAUCUAGAGAUGGCGCAUACCAAGCUGAGAAGAGCAACAGAACAGAUAAAUCUGUUAGAAGCAAAACUUCAACAAGCUGUCAAUGAAAAUGUGAAGCUUAAGGUGAAGCAGACUGAAGAUUCGAAGCUCUGGCAGGGAUUAGAUUCAAAAGUUUCUUCAACAAAGACCCUGUGCGAUCAAUUGACUGAAACUCUGCAGCAGUUAGCAAGCCAGGCAGAAAGAGCUGAGGAAGAUAAGAAGUUUUUUGAGGAGAUGCUUGGGAAGAACUCCAAAGCUUUAGAUGAAUUAAACUGCUUGCUGCAUGAUUCCUCGAUAAAACUGGAACGUGCAGAAGCGAAUAUCAUGUCAGGCAAAGAGGAGAUGUUGCGGAUCAAACAAGAGAAAGAAGAAAUGGAUCGGAGCUACAAGGAACAGCUUGAUGCAAUUGGUACCACCAUAAAGGGAAAAGAUUCUCUCAUCAAACAACUGGAGGGUUCAGUUGAAGAAAAUAAAGCCCGUUUGUUGUGUGCUGAAUCCCGCUUGCAAUGCGUGGAGCAAGAGUUGAAGCUAAAACAAGAUGUAUGUAUUUGCCUGAAAGAAAACCUUGCAGGUGUUGAAAGAGAAAAAAAUGACUUGGAGCUUAGGAACCGGGCAUAUUGUCUGGAAGUUGAAAGAUUACGCAAGGACAAUAAGGAUGUUAAUGAAUUGCUUAGCAGUUUUGUGGCUAAAGUAACUGAGCUAGAUAAAGAGCACGCAUCAAUGUCAAGUCAUGUAUCUAGGUUGCUCUCUUCAUUCGAGAAGUACUGUGGAAUGGUCCAAGAGGAGAAAAUGCUUUCAACAAGAUCUGCUAAGGAUAAAUUUGAAAAUCUUCAAAACCAGUUUGUAGAUUUGACAUCAGAAAACAGCAUCCUCAAAACUGAAAUUGGGGAACUGAAGUCCAGAAUCACAGAGUUACUGAAAACUCAAGAAAUUGUUAUGGUUCAACAUGUAGAAGAAUGCCAAGCGGCUGAAGAUAAAAUCAGAAGAUUGGAGUCUGAAGCAGAAAUAUCUGCCUCCAAUGUUAGUCACUUAGAAAAGUUAUCUUCUGAACUAGAAAGGAGAGUUCAAAAGUUACUGGAGGAUUCUAGCCUUUCUCAAAACCACAAGGAAGAGUUGUUACAGAAGAUUUUGAAGCUGGAAUCAGAUAAUCAAGAGCUUCUAGGCAGAGUGCAGUCAAUUUUGGAUGAGAAAUCUAAUGAUACAGAAUCUCUGCAAGGCGAGAUAGCUAAGCGUGACCAGCAGGUUGACACACUUGAAAAUCAGAUUAGCGAACUCCGCGCUUCUCUUGAUGAGAAGGAACAGUUGUAUGUUUGUUCUGUAGAAAGAGAAAAGGGUUUGGAGGAACAGAAGUUACAGGUCCAAGCAUCACUUGCUGCAACUGAAUGCCAACUUACCGAGGCCAAAAAGCAGUAUGAUAUCAUGCUUGAGGGUAAACAGAUAGAGCUAUCCAAGCAUUUGAAAGAGUUAUCUCACAGAAAUGAUCAGGCAAUCAAUGACAUCCGUAAGAAAUAUGAAUCCGAAAAGGUAGAAAUUAUUAAUGCUGAAAAAGAGAAGGCAGAAAAGCUCACAAGGGAAAUGGAGAACGAAUGUAAUGAAAAGAUAUUAGAGAACAAGCGAGAAUCCGAGAGGUGUUUGAUGCAUCUUAAGGAGGAACAUGUCGCAGUGGUGACAAGAAUUCAACAGGAUAAUGAGCAUAAGGAAUCAACUCUUCGAGCUUAUCACAAAGAAGAAUUACAGCGCGUUCAUUCUCAGGCAGAGAAUGAAUUAAGGGAGAGGCUGUCGUCACUCCGAAAAGAGCAUGAAGCUCAAAUAAACUCACUGAAUAUACAGCAUGAGGAAGAUUGCCAGAAACUUCAGGAUGAACUUGAGCUUCAGAAGUCAAAGGAGGAGAAGCAAAGAGCCCUAUUACAGUUACAGUGGAAAGUUAUGGGUGAAAAUCAACAAGUUGAUCAAGAAGUGAGCUCUAAAAAGAGGAGAGAUCCAUAUGUGAGAAAAGAAAGCCAGAUUCAAUUGGCAGGUCCUGAGACCAAACGAAAGGAUGUAAGCAUAUCUGGAGUUAUACAAUCGCCAAUUUCGAACAUGCUGGGAAAGGUAGAAAAAGGAACUCAAGAUGUUUCUAAUCACAGAAAGGUAACACACCAUGAAUAUGAAGUGGAGACAGCAAAUGGAAGAAUCACAAAACGCAGGAAAACUAAGAGCACUGUUAUGUUUGGGGAACCAAACACUCAGAAGUCAUUGCGUAAUACUGCUGAGAAGGAUGUUACAAAAACAAGAAAGGUUGUUGCAGGAUCACGUCCCCAUCCUGCAAACAUUGGUGAAUUGUUUUCUGAGGGCUCCUUGAAUCCAUAUGCUGAAGACCCUUAUGCAUUUGGCUAGAAGGUGCUGAUCUUUAGGAGCAUGACAACGUAAUCUGGAUUUCCUUUAGGAGCAUGACAACGUAAUCUGGAUUGCAAAAUCCCCAGCUGGCACGGGGUUGAACCAAUGGUUUUGGGGUCUGCCUGCCCCAGUCAUGACAUCUGAUCAUCCCAGUGUUCAUACGACUCUUUGUUAACUCCGAUGUAUCUGGAACAUUGCUUCGAUAAACACCACGAUUGAUUCUCUUGUAGUACGUAGAACUGGGCUCGUCCCAAUCAAUGGAGUACAGUAUCCCAAAAUCAACAGAGAAACUUUACUUCCCGACGUCAUCUAGCUUUUUGCAUUGCUCUUCGUAAAAA